CCCAUACCGAGCCAAAAUGAUAGUAAUAGGAUUAGGAGGCAAUCUCAAACUGCCCCUCCCAUUACCAUGUAACCGCCACCAACCACCACAAAAACUAACCUCAAAAUUAUUGUCCCCCAAAUGUGCACUCACCAAACAAGCCCACCGCUUCCUCUCCACCCUCUCCACCACUGCGAGAGACCCCUCGGCCUCUUCCUCAGCCACACACAAACUUAUACAAAAAUUUGUUGCAACCUCACCAAAAUCUGUUUCUCUCAACACCCUCUCCCAUCUCCUCUCCCCCCACACCACCCACCCCCACCUCUCCGCCCUCGCCCUCCCCUUCUACACGAGAAUCACUGAAGCAACAUGGUUUGAUUGGAAUCCGAAGCUGGUGGCAGACCUGGUGGCCUUGCUUGAUAAGCAAGGACGUUAUGAGGAGUCAGAAAAGCUAAUUUCCGAAGCGGUUUCGAAGAUAGAGUUGCGAGAGCGAGAGCUGGUUCUUUUUUACUGUAACUUAGUGGAGUCUCACUCCAAGCAAGGUUCAAAGCGAGGGUUUGAUGUAUCUUUCACUAGUUUGAAUCGGGUUGUUGAUGAUUCGAGCUCUGCAUACGUGAAACAACGAGGUUUUGAGGCUAUGGUUAGUGGGUUGUGCGAAAUGGGGCAGGUUUGUGAAGCAGAGAAGAUGUUUGAUGAAAUGCGUCUGAGAGGAGUGAAAGUGUCGAGGUUUGAAUUUCGGUGUGUUUUGUAUGGAUAUGGGCGGUUGGGAUUGUUUGAAGAUAUGGAAAGGGUUGUGAACCAAAUGGAGAGUGAAGGGUUUGUUGCGGAUACUAUAUGUUGUAACAUGAUACUUUCGGCUUAUGGAUGUCAUUGUGAGUUGGCAAGGAUGGUUUUGUGGCUUAGGAAAAUGAGAGCUUCCCAGAUUUCCUUCUCGAUUAGGACUUACAAUUCGGUCUUGAAUUCAUGCCCGACAAUAAUGUCGAUGAUGGUACAAGAGAUGGAGACCGGUAUGGACACUCUACCUCUUUCGAUUGGGGAGUUGAGUGGCGUUUUGAGUGGUGAUGAGGCAUUGGUAGUGAAAGAAUUAGUCGAGUCCAAUUCGGUUUUGGAAGAGGUAAUGACAUGGGAUUCCUUGGAAGGCAAGUUAGAUUUGCAUGGGAUGCAUUUGGGUUCAUGUUACUUGAUGAUGUUGAAGUGGAUGGAGGAGUUGCGGAAUGGGUUCAAGGAUGGGAAGUAUGUAAAUCCAAGAGAGAUUACGCUUGUUUGUGGGUUGGGAAAGCAUAGCAAUGUUAGAGGUGAAUCACCAGUGAAAAGUUUGGUUAGGAAAAUGUUGGUUCGGUUGAAGAGUCCAAUGAGGAAUGAUAGGAAGAAUGUGGGUUGUUUUGUUGCCAAGGGGAAAGUUGUGAGGGAUUGGUUAUGUUGAUUGGAAGGAGAAUGUGUUCUUUCAUGGAUUACUUCAGAACUCAGAAAAAUUCAUGUUUGAGAGGAAAUGCCAGCCUAGUCUUGAGUAGGUAUUCCACUAACUUAAUGAGUUCAAAUAUCUGCCUGGUCUUUACUAUAUUUAUCUGGUUAUCUGAAACCUGAAGCUACAUUUGAGGUUGGACCAAUGACAAUUUUUCUGAAGAGCUCAGUGUAUAUAUUAAGUUUGAAUUACAUC
Quercus lobata is the source of this 1636-nucleotide messenger RNA. Its product is annotated as pentatricopeptide (PPR) repeat-containing protein. The transcript is spliced from 2 exons. The coding region runs from base 17 to 1402 and encodes 461 amino acids. Gene Ontology annotation, molecular function: protein binding. Lineage: Eukaryota; Viridiplantae; Streptophyta; Magnoliopsida; Fagales; Fagaceae. The record is from RefSeq and is a predicted model, not a curated record.